Paraglomus brasilianum is the source of this 1080-nucleotide messenger RNA. Lineage: Eukaryota; Fungi; Glomeromycota; Glomeromycetes; Paraglomerales; Paraglomeraceae. The record is from the annotation of a GenBank genome assembly.
AUGGUCAGUUCCCUGGCGGACCUUGCAAGGCGAGUGAACUCUUGUGCGGCUUAUGGAAAUAUCACUGAGACGGGUUCUCAAAGGCCCAGUUCACAGAUUUAUCGACCACCCAAAUUUGAAGCACAUAGUUUUCAGAUGAACUCUACUCCCUCCUUACCAUCGAAACUUAUAAACGAUCUCUAUAAUCGAUAUAAAGUGACGACUAUUAUGUCUGAAUCUCCAUGUAUCACUUCGAUCUCUCCAUCAGCUCAGUUAUAUUCGACAGCGCGAGGUGGUAAUGUUGAAGUAUCUUCGAUCGCAAUUUGUUGGAAAUACGUUAUGAUUAUGGACCAGUAUUCUAUGAGUUUGGAUAACUUUAUCGUGAAUCUCAUGGAUGAAUUAUAUGUAAUGGAAACUUUCCAUGAGGCGAAAAAUAUGAACAAGUGGAGACUGAUUGAUUUUGAGGCGGCGAGGGUGGAUGGAGAGGAAUAUGUUGAUAGUAGCACAUUACGAUAUUUGUCACGUAAGUACCGAAGUAAUCAACGCGUGGCUACAUUGUGUACUAGUAUUAAGGCAGAUACACCAAUGGAUAUGUGGUCGUUGGGAUGUAUAAUAUACGAAUUGUAUACUAGAAGUUCUCUUCUCUCCAGUGAACAAGAGGCUAAUGCUAGAUUAUUGGAAGCAUAUUAUACGGAAGACUUCGAUUUUCCUGUUCACUCAGUGUUCGAACCAAAGGCUUGGGGAAAGAAUAAUUUCAUACUCCACACUCUUGGUGAGGGUCUUAUCUCUGAUAAUAGCGAAGCCCAUUUCACCAGCCAUCAUAAGAUGUUUGAUCCAAAGUCAUUCCUGUCCAUACCUAUCUAUCUUGGUCACUCUCGUGCGCUAGGCUCUGGAGGAAAGAUACUUGACGAAUUGGCAAGAAUAAUGCAUCGAAAGAAAUACCCGAAUUACAAGUACGAGCCUAGGGAGAAGAAUGACGACGGUAGAAAAGAUGUAAAAACGGAAGUGGAAAGCCCCACUUGCGAAAUGGGUGAAGAGCGACAUUAUGUACUGUACGAAGCAGAACCGAUGGGUUUGUUGCAAAAGAUUCGGAAGCAGUAA